AUGAAUGUUGAUAAACUAGUAUCCGAUUUGAAUGAAUUAGAUGACAGUUUUAAUGAGGAAAAUAAUUUAGAUGAAUUUUUUUCUUCGUCAAAUAUAAAACUGGACAAUGAAAGGGGCUCAAAUAUAGCGAAUAAAGGUACUAAUUAUUACUCGAUUUUUAAUAUAAAAAACGAAUACAAAGGCGUUGAAAUAAAUGCCGAAAAAAUACAAAUAGAUAUAAUAAAAAGAUUAAUUUUUUUAUUAAAACUAUAUAAAAAUAAAAGAACAAGUUGUGAAAUUAUAAAACAUAUUUUUGAAUGUUUAUAUAUAAGUUUUGAGAGUAAAAAUGAUAUGAUAAAAAAUGCAUCAGACGAAACUGUUUUAUAUACAUAUAAAGAAUACUUAUUAAAAAAUAAAUUUAUUAUUUUAAAAAUAAUAAGAAAAAUUAAAAAUAAACAUUUAUAUCCAGAUAUAAAACAAAUCAUAAAGGAUGUAACUAGGGAUAUAUUUACAUUUAACAGUAUUAUAUAUAAUGGAAGCUUAGGAUUUGAGAGAAUAACUUAUUUAUUAUAUAAAUUAUUGAAUAAAAAUUUCAAGUGUAAAUUUAAAAAUUUUUUAUUAACAUUUUUUUUAUUUAGUAUAAUGAGUAGAACAAACAAUAGUGUUGAUAUAUUAUAUAUAUUAGAGUAUUAUUAUAAAAAUGAUAAUUUUUCUUUUAUAAUUCCAGACACAUCAUUCAUUUCACCUUGUGAUCUAACUGUUUGUAAUGAUUUAAUUGUUCUAAAUACUAAUAUAAGAUAUUAUAUAAAUAUAGAAGAUGAUGACACUAAUAAUAUAUCCUAUAAUUGUUAUAAUAUUAUAUAUAUUCAAGAAUCAUUAAUAAGUCAUAAUUUUUACCUUUACAUUUAUAAAACUCUUUUAAAACAAGAAAAAUAUUACUAUCUAUUUAAUAAUAAAAAUAUAAUAGGUAACGAUUUUGACUUUUUUAAUAUUAAUUCAAAUAUUUCGAAAUUGAAGUCGCCAAAAUUAAAUUCGGAAUGUGUAGGAACAGAAAAUGCAGCUAAAAAAAUUGAACAAAUCAAUAAAACUUUAGAAAAUUUUACCUUACAUAAUGAAAUCGAAAAUAAUUUAUUUUACCAUAUCAAUUCUGAAAUUGACGAAGAAAUACUACCAAAUAACAUAUCGAAGGAUUUGGACUCUAUAGAUAUAUCGUCACAAUCGACAUAUAGUUAUAAUGAUAAUGAAAUGAAUAUUGAUAAAAUAAAUGCACAAAAUUGUUGGUAUAUGGAUUUAAAUGAUAAAAAAAAUUUUUUUUAUCAAUAUUUAAUUAUUGAAUUAAAUCAUUAA
Plasmodium berghei ANKA is the source of this 1326-nucleotide messenger RNA. RefSeq names its product conserved Plasmodium protein, unknown function. The transcript has a single exon. Bases 1 to 1326 code for a protein of 441 amino acids. NCBI's taxonomy places the organism in Eukaryota, Apicomplexa, Aconoidasida, Haemosporida, Plasmodiidae. The record is from RefSeq and is a predicted model, not a curated record.